AUGUCUGAACAAAUCACUAAACAACCAAAAUUAGCGCAAGCCCUAAAGAUCCAAUUACGUUCCAAAGAUGCAACUGUCCCAACCAAAGGUUCAAAUACCGCCGCUGGUUACGAUAUAUAUGCCUCUAAGGAAUGUGUUAUACCAGCUGAAGGUCAAGGUAUGGUCUCUACAGAUAUCUCAUUUACAGUACCUUUCGGCACUUACGGUAGAAUUGCACCAAGAUCCGGUCUAGCUGUUAAGCAUGGUAUCCAAACAGGUGCUGGUGUUGUUGACAGAGACUACACUGGUGAAGUUAAGGUCGUCUUGUUUAACCACUCUAAGAAUGAUUUUAAGAUUGUCAAAGGUGACCGUGUUGCUCAAUUGAUCCUGGAAAAAAUCGUUGAUGAUGCAGAAAUUGUUGUCGUAGAAUCAUUGGAAGAUAGUGAAAGAGGUGCUGGUGGUUUUGGUUCUACCGGUAAAUAG
Maudiozyma barnettii is the source of this 462-nucleotide messenger RNA. RefSeq names its product bifunctional dITP/dUTP diphosphatase (gene DUT1). Gene Ontology annotation, biological process: dUMP biosynthetic process; dUTP catabolic process. NCBI's taxonomy places the organism in Eukaryota, Fungi, Ascomycota, Saccharomycetes, Saccharomycetales, Saccharomycetaceae. The record is from RefSeq and is a predicted model, not a curated record. The coding region runs from base 1 to 462 and encodes 153 amino acids. The transcript has a single exon. Gene Ontology annotation, molecular function: dUTP diphosphatase activity; magnesium ion binding.